Molecule: messenger RNA, 4053 nt
Organism: Ornithorhynchus anatinus (platypus)
Lineage: Eukaryota; Metazoa; Chordata; Mammalia; Monotremata; Ornithorhynchidae
Gene: SATB1
Product: SATB homeobox 1
Exons: 12
Coding region: 476-2839 (787 amino acids)
Biological process (GO): regulation of transcription by RNA polymerase II; chromatin remodeling
Molecular function (GO): RNA polymerase II cis-regulatory region sequence-specific DNA binding; DNA-binding transcription factor activity, RNA polymerase II-specific
Source: RefSeq, a predicted model, not a curated record
AAAUCUCUUAACGGGUUUGCUUUUUCCCCAUUUUCUUUCCCCAACAUUUCACUGGCCAGUUCGAUUUUGUCUUCUCUCGUCCCGGCCCUCCCCCCCCUGGAAAAUCCUGCCCUCCAAGAGACAUUUUCUGUAUACAUUACUUAUAUAUAUAUAUAUAUAAUAUAUAUUUGGAAUUUUUUUUUGAAUUGUGAUUUUGCUCAUGGCCACUCCGCUUCUUGCCGUUUAGUUCUGCCCUUCCCCCGCCUAGGGGGAGGGGGGGGGAGAGGGAGAAAAUAAUACAAUUUCAGGGGAAGUCGCCUUCAGGUCUGCUGCCUUUUUUUUUUUUUAAAUAAAAAAAGGACAUAGAAAACAUCAGUCGUGAACUUCUUCCUCUUCAAGAACUCGGGCGGCAAAGGAAAUCUUUGUUUUUGUUAUUUAUAUGCUGUCAAGUUUUGAAGUGGUGAGUUUCAGGUGAUCUUUAGAGGCGGGACUGAGUAUGGAUCAUUUGAACGAGACAACUCAGGGGAAAGAACAUUCAGAAAUGUCUAACAAUGUAAGCGAUCCGAAGGGUCCACCAGCGAAAAUUGCCCGCUUGGAGCAGAAUGGGAGUCCACUAGGAAGAGGAAGACUUGGAAGUACAGGAGCUAAAAUGCAGGGAGUGCCUUUAAAACACUCUGGGCAUCUGAUGAAAACAAAUAUUAGAAAAGGAAGUAUGCUUCCAGUUUUCUGUGUAGUGGAACAUUAUGAAAAUUCCAUUGAGUAUGAUUGUAAGGAGGAGCAUGCAGAAUUCGUGUUGGUAAGAAAGGACAUGCUCUUCAACCAACUGAUAGAAAUGGCAUUGCUGUCACUUGGAUAUUCUCACAGCUCUGCUGCUCAAGCCAAAGGGCUAAUCCAGGUUGGAAAGUGGAAUCCAGUUCCACUCUCUUAUGUGACAGAUGCCCCUGAUGCUACAGUAGCAGAUAUGCUGCAAGAUGUGUAUCAUGUGGUCACAUUGAAAAUUCAGCUACACAGUUGCCCUAAACUAGAAGACUUGCCUCCUGAACAGUGGUCUCACACAACAGUCAGAAAUGCUCUGAAGGACUUACUGAAGGAUAUGAACCAGAGUUCACUGGCCAAGGAAUGUCCCCUUUCACAGAGUAUGAUUUCUUCCAUUGUGAACAGCACUUACUAUGCAAAUGUCUCAGCAGCAAAAUGUCAAGAAUUUGGAAGGUGGUAUAAACAUUUCAAGAAGACAAAAGAUAUGAUGGUCGAAAUGGAUAGCCUUUCAGAACUAUCCCAGCAAGGUGCCAACCAUGUCAACUUUGGCCAACAGCCUGUCCCAGGGAACACAGCUGAACAGCCUCCAUCCCCUGUACAGCUCUCUCAUAGCAGCCAGCCAUCCGUUCGGACUCCUCUUCCAAACCUACAUCCUGGACUCGUAUCUACUCCUAUUAGUCCUCAGCUGGUAAAUCAACAGCUGGUAAUGGCCCAGUUGCUAAACCAGCAGUAUGCAGUGAAUAGACUUUUAGCCCAGCAGUCCUUAAACCAACAGUACUUGAACCACCCUCCUCCUGUCAGUAGAUCUAUGAACAAGCCGUUGGAGCAGCAGGUUUCAACCAACACAGAGGUGUCUUCCGAAAUCUACCAGUGGGUGCGCGAUGAAUUGAAACGAGCAGGAAUCUCCCAGGCAGUAUUUGCACGUGUGGCUUUUAACAGAACUCAGGGCUUGCUCUCAGAAAUUCUCCGAAAGGAAGAAGACCCCAAGACUGCUUCACAGUCUUUGCUGGUAAACCUUCGGGCUAUGCAAAACUUCUUGCAGUUGCCAGAAGCUGAACGAGACCGAAUUUACCAGGAUGAAAGGGAAAGGAGUUUGAAUGCCGCCUCUGCUAUGGGCCCAGCACCUCUGAUCAGCACACCGCCUAGCCGUCCUCCACAGGUAAAAACAGCAACUAUUGCCACUGAGAGGAAUGGGAAACCAGAGAACAAUACUAUGAACAUUAAUGCUUCCAUUUAUGAUGAAAUUCAGCAGGAAAUGAAGCGAGCUAAAGUGUCACAAGCACUAUUUGCAAAGGUUGCAGCAACUAAAAGCCAGGGAUGGCUGUGUGAACUGUUACGUUGGAAAGAAGAUCCUUCUCCAGAAAACAGAACCCUGUGGGAGAAUCUGUCAAUGAUUCGAAGGUUCCUCAGUCUUCCUCAGCCUGAACGAGAUGCCAUUUAUGAACAAGAAAGCAAUGCAGUCCAUCACCAUGGUGACAGGCCUUCCCACAUUAUCCAUGUUCCAGCAGAGCAGAUUCAGAGCCCCUCUCCCACCACUCUGGGGAAAGGAGAGCCCAGAGGUGCUUUCUUACCGGGCCUGCUGACCACUGGACCAUGGCUGGGUGCGGCUCCUCAGCAGCAACAGCAGCCGCCUCAACCGCAGCAGCCUCCACAGCAGCAGUCGCAGCAGCCGGGGCCCAGGCUCCCUCCGAGGCAGCCGACGGUGGCUUCGCCCGCCGAGUCCGAGGACGAGAAUCGGCAGAAGCCGAGGCCGCGAACGAAAAUUUCUGUCGAAGCCCUGGGGAUUCUCCAGAGUUUCAUCCAAGACGUAGGCCUGUAUCCAGAUGAAGAAGCAAUCCAGACUCUGUCGGCCCAGCUCGACCUUCCCAAGUACACCAUUAUCAAGUUCUUUCAGAACCAGCGGUAUUAUCUCAAGCACCACGGGAAGCUGAAGGACAAUUCCGGUUUAGAGGUGGAUGUGGCAGAGUAUAAAGAGGAAGAGUUGCUUAAGGAUUUGGAAGAAAGCGUCCAAGAUAAAAAUGCAAAUACCCUUUUUUCCGUGAAACUAGAAGAAGAAUUAUCAGUGGAAGGGAACACAGACAUUAAUGCGGAUUUGAAAGACUGAGCUAAAAGUAUUAUUUUCAUUCAACUGUGCCACUGGUAUUUAUUAAUGAAAUGAAAAUUCCAUCUUGCGUUCUGUCGGAAAUCUUUGUUAUUCAUUGUUUGGCCAAUGAAUCUUCAGAAACUUGCACAAAAGUUGAAAAAGGAUAAUGCAGACUGCACUAAAUGUUUUACUCUGUUUUAAAAAAAACUGCUUUGCAGCUCCAGAUGAAGCAUUGAGGAUUGUUUGAUAUUAAUUUGUGUUCACUGGAUACACCCUGGUGUACCCAAUAAGCAUGAUACCAGUGGUUUUGAUUCUGGAGCCUUCAAACAAGCAUUACAACUUCUGUGGUUAUUAUUUCUUUUUCUUUUUUAAUUCUUCCUGUAACACUCCACCCCUUGAUCUUUGGAAACUCACCUUUAUUUAAAAGAAAGAGUUUGUUACUCUUGCUCUAUUGUAUGUUACAAAAGAACUAUAGACUGUGGAAUGCAGUUUAAAGAUAACAUAUGCCAACAAAUGCCUUGUAUUAUAUGGCACUGCCGUAAUUCAGAUUUAUUUUCUUUUUUGGAAAUAAAAGGUCACUGUCAUUUUUUUUCCCAUUCUCAUUGUUACAUGAUUUAGAAAAAAAGAAAGAAAAGAAAAUGUGAAACACAAUUUAGUCCUCAUUAUUUAUUUGUAGAUCCUGCAGCAUCACGUUGUAAUUAAUUUUUUUGGAAGUUUCCGUUAAAUGUAAUAUUGCUUCUCCUGUUAUCAUACUGAUUCUUUUCUAUUUAUAAAUGUAUUUUGAUGGGCAGUAAAACAAAGUGUCUUAAAAGUUUUAAAUAGAGAAAAUGUGCUUUACACAGUUGCCUAUAAAAAGUGCUCUAUGUUAUCCAAGCAAUUCAUACUAUAAGCUUCACUCUUAUUGUUGUAUGCAAUUUUUACUAUCAUGCAAAUAAGCUUAGGUAAAUAAAACUAAUAGAUCACCUUAGAAACUUAUGCAAUUAAUGUGAAAAUAAUUGAUGUUUGCAAUGUGUCUUCCUUUGGUUUACAAUCAAUUUUAAAGCUACAUCUGUAUAAAUUUUCUGUAUAAAGGUGUAUUUCUUUUUUAUGAGUUUAUUGCUAUGAAAACACCAGUUAUUUUGUUACAGCUGGCUGUUUUUCUAAGUGUAUCACAAUUUUCUUUAUGCAGAAAUGUUCUGACUAGGAGUGGUUAUUGACUGUAACUACACAAUUAAAAUUGUUUGUAUGGUAUCAUA